This is a messenger RNA of Acinonyx jubatus (cheetah), 1962 nucleotides long. It is a transcript of the gene RHEX, whose product is annotated as regulator of hemoglobinization and erythroid cell expansion. Gene Ontology annotation, cellular component: plasma membrane. The record is from RefSeq and is a predicted model, not a curated record. The coding region runs from base 565 to 1077 and encodes 170 amino acids. The transcript is spliced from 7 exons. Lineage: Eukaryota; Metazoa; Chordata; Mammalia; Carnivora; Felidae.
CUGACCUCCAAUGAGUGAGGAGCUUCCGGGUGGGGCUGGGGGGUCUGUGGAGGAGAUGUUUCCAUCAUUGGAAACAUUGUCGAAACACCAGCUGGGAUCAGACCUUGCUCUUGGCCCUGGAGCAGCAGGUGAAGAUUCUCUGAAAGCCAAGACCAGUGGUUGAACGUGCAGGCUUGGACUUAGAGCCCAAAUCCAGGCCCAACCACUUGCCAGCUGUGCGACCUCAGACAUGAGCCUCUGCUCUCUGAAUCUCAUGCUGCUUGUUAUCGAAAGAGCGUACUGAUAUCUCGGCCAUGGGACCGUGUGAAUCAGAUUCAAAGCUUGAAAUCUGGGGAGAGGAAAGCCGGUGACUCCCCGAGCAGCUGAGUUCGCCUGAAGGGAAUUGGAGCGUAGAGCCCGGGAAUCCUGACCCGCUGCCUUGCCUCCUGCAGGUCUGUAGGACGGUCCCGCGGGUGGCACUACGUGGAGACGAAGUGCCCAGAGUGGUUCCUUCCAGGUGUCUUCUUCCUGCCCCCACCAAAGCCUGAGCCUCACCUACGCCCACAGCUGCCCUGCAAGUUCAUCAUGCUGACGGAAGACAUGAAGUUCUGGCAUGGCUUAGUGAUCGCAGUGGUGUCCCUCAUUCUACAGACCUGCCUCUUCGCUGCCAUCAACUACCUGCUCAGCAGGCACAUGGCCAGCCAGAGUGAACGGAUCCUGAAAGGGGCCAGGCUCCAGGCCCCCUGGCCCAGCUCUGCGCAGCGUCAGCCAUGUGCUGCCACGGAGGAGACGCGAAGCGCUCCUGUGUCUGCGCCCCGUCACAGGCAUGACAGUGACACGUCCUCAGAUAGCUCCAACAGCGCGGACGUCUCCGGCAGCUUGCCUCCCCCCUGCCAGGCCACCAAGGACGUGAAUUACACACACGUGGUCUUUUCAGCCCCUGGAGGACUAAAAACUGAACAUGCCCUGGACUAUGAGAACAUAAAGGAAACCACAGACUAUGUCAAUGUCAAUCCAAAAAGCCACAGGCCCAAUUUCUGGACUUUUGUGAACCCUGCUAACUCUGAGUCGGUAGAAUACACUCAGGUGGCCAUGUGAAUUCUAGGGUUUUAAUGGGGUGUGGUUCUCUACAAAUUCUUGCACUUAUUUUGGAAGGGAAUGGCUUUUUGUUUUGUUUUGUUUUGUUUUGUUUUUUAAACAAGGCAUAGGAGAAUAAGUAGGCCUGUAUCUCAUUCAGCAAGAAAGAUUCAGGUCAGCUGCCAAGUAGAACUUCCAGGAUGAGUAUGAAUGAGUGGAGAUGUCAGUAGAGAAAGCGGUAAUGUCUUUCUCCACAGAAAAUUGUGGAAAAAACAAUGUUUGAUCAGCUGUAGCAGAGUUCUGUUUGGUAACCUUACCGUUAAAAUGACUCUCCGGGCUUUUUAAUUUUUUGGCAAUAAACAACUUCCUCAAAAAUUUUAAAUGAAAUGGCAACUACCAAUUCCCCUUUUCCUUGUGCCUAACCCUGCACGCUGCCCCUUUUCAGAGCUACGUCUAGCUGAGCAAUCCCGCUCUGCCCUCAGCACUUUCAAUAGGCCACUUAGAAAGCCUGCCAUCAUCCAACCUUCGAAUUCCCUGUUUUUUAGGGAACAAAAGAUGACAGACAGAGUUCUGGGUAAACGCCAACUAGCAUCACAAUCUGGGAUUCCAGAGAAAAAUCUCCCCAAAUUCAAUCCAAUGGAAUGUAAUAGUCUUUUCUGGAUUGUUCUUUGUUUGUGUAAAGCCAAUUAGGAAUACAAGGGCACUUUCUUAGCUUGAUUAAGAAUAGCUUGUCUCAGGGGCGCCUCGGAGGCACAGAUGGUUAAGCAUCAGACUCUUCAUCUUGGCUCAGGGCAUGAUCUCACGGUUCGUGAGUUCGAGUCCCACAUGGGGCUUUGUGUUGACAUCAUGGAGCCUGCUUGGGAUACUCUCUCUCUAUUUCUCUGCCCCUCCCUCUCUCUCUCUCUC